AUCACAGCUCCAGAGUUUAGUUUCGUUUAACUCGAUUUCCAGGAAUAGAAAGUGAAACUUAAGUCAAAUCCCUGGCUCUAUGUAACUAACUGUUCACGAGUAGUGUUCAGAUAUUGUAAGAGAAGUCUUCAAACAUCCUGCUGUGUAGAGCAACAAACAAAACAUGUUUGAGGAGGAACUUCAGAAACUGGAGUGCCACUUUACUUGGGACUUACAGAAGGAGGAUGCUGAUCUUAAUUACCUGGAGAUCAAAUUCACUGAGAGUCUUUCAAUCCUAACUGAUCAUGGAGGGGAAUUCAGACAGAGGGAGUUCAUUUUUUGCGCAUACAUUUAUCACUUGCAGGGCUUCGAUGACAAGGCUCGGGAAUGUUUAGAAAAAGCAAAGGAAGUGCGGAACGAUAAUUCCUACAAUAUUGUCACAUAUGGAAAUUUGGCCUGGUUGCACCAUCACAUGGCUGAUGAUACCAUGGCCAAAGAGUAUUUGGAGAAAUUGGCACAAAUCUCUGGAGCAUUUCGUGUUCCAGAAAAAGAGUUGCCCCGUGAGGUCCUGAGUGAAAAAGCAUGGUCUUUUCUCAGUUUUAACAAAAAGCAUUAUAUCAAGGCAAAAGAGAUCUUUCAUGAGGCUCUACAGAAAGAACCAGAAGACAAAGAGUGGAACACUGGCUAUGCCUUUGCUUUGUUUCACCUUGAGGGCCUGGAGAUCAGGGAGGACAGGCGUGUACCUUUUGAAGAGUCGCCUGCGGUGAAACAGCUAAAGAGAGCCCUAAAACUGGAUCCAGACAAUGCCAUGAUCCAUGUGUUCAUGGGUCUCAAGUGCUACAAGAACAAGAGAAAUGCAGAGGCAUGGGAACACAUGAAGCACGCACUAGACAUGGCUCCAUAUGACCUGAGUGUUGUCCUGAGUGUUGCUAAAUUCAUGAAGAAGGAACAAUGCUAUGACAUGGCUCUUGGUGUGCUGAAGAAAAUGUUGGAGAAAGCACCAGACUCCUCACGUUUGCAUCAUGAAAUUGCCAAUAAUUACCGCUGGAAAGCCAUGCAGAUGGGAGACGCGCACAACCCAGUGCUCCUAAGCCAUUGUAUACACCAUUUAGAAGAGGGAGCCCGUUUAAAUCCACAUUUUGUCUACCCACAGAUUGAGUUAGCACUCAGGUAUGCUGAAGUUGGUAACUAUGCUAAAGCACAACAAAAGUUUCAAGAGUUGUUUGCACGCCCAAACCUGCAGCCAGCAGAUCUCCAGGCUUGGCAUCGCAUCUAUGGAGACUUUAAUAUGUAUCGUCUGGGCUCAGAGGCAACAGCAGUUAAGCAUUACAAAGAGGGCAUGGCACUACAAAAAGUAUCCACUGAAUGGAGGACCUGCAAAAACAGACUCCAAAAAGUCAUUUCCAAUACUAGAAAGGACGUGUACCAUAUUCGAGAGUUCAUGAAUUCUUUAAGAGAAAAUUCUCUGCAUAAUGAAAAAUAGAUUUUCUUUGUCCAGAAGACAAGAUGUAACUUUUUAUUGAAUCACAUCGAAAUUUCAAUAAUCAAAUUUCAAAAGAUUAUAUAUUCCUACAAGUUCACUGAUUAACAUAUGAUCAUGAAGUUGAAUCUAAUCUAAUCUAAUAUAAUAUAAUCAUAAGAUUUUCUUACUUUCUAUUAUAAAGAGAUGGAUGGCGAAUUGAAAACCAGGGCAUUGUUAUUUUGUGAAUGGAUUUUGCUGUAGUGUUUUGUCCCUUUAGAAAAACGUGUCUAACUGAAAUUCAGUACAAUCAGUAAAAGUUACUCGGACUGACUGCUUUUACUCUCUGAUGAAACAUUUCCUCCAAACACCAAAAUCCCCAGGACUCACUGAAUGGAUAGAUGUGUAUAAUCAACUCAUCUGAACAUCUACUGUGUACAUAAUUUUUGACUGAAGAGCGUUCAUCUCUCCAAUACAGCACUAUUUGUAGAAUCUGGGCCAAGUUGUGCUAAAGUUGUUCUUUUAGCAAUAAACAUAUGCUGAUUAUGUUGUUUCAUCCUAAAUAUGUGCAUAUAGUAUAUUGGUCUUCUCUUACAUAUUGCAUGAGAAUAUGUAGAUCUAAAGAUCUUUCUCAUAGAUCAUAAAUCUAAACUUUAUGAAUUGUUACUAAACAAUGUACCAGCAGAAGAAUAGUCCCAAUUUUACAGGUGCUUAGAUCUUUUCUUCUUGCCCUCAUGACCAUGUAUUUUUAUACAUGCCACAGGGCACAGGAGGUUGUGGAAGCACCUGUGUUCCAUUUAACAUUGGUUUAUUUAGUUUUUCCCUAUAUAUAUAUAUUAUAUAAUCUCAUCUAAUCCUUUACACACCAGUGUUCAAUGGAAGACUUUUGGUACGCUAACUGAUUUAUUAUCUAUCUUAUCCAUAUGCUUCAGUUAACUUGCUGUAACUUGCUGUUACAUGGUGUGUGUGUGUGUGUGUGUGUGUGUGUGUGUGUGUGUGUGUGUGUGUGUGUGUGUGUGUGUGUGUGUGUGUGUGUGUGUGUGUGCAUGUGCGUGUGUGUGUGUGUGAAUGCCAUUCAAUUUAUUUCUCUUUGUUCAGCAUCACCGAAACUGUUUCUACAAAUUUUGAUAAAUAAAAUGUGUAUAUUAUAGACUAAAACAGAG
This is a messenger RNA of Tachysurus fulvidraco (yellow catfish), 2601 nucleotides long. RefSeq names its product interferon-induced protein with tetratricopeptide repeats 8 (gene ifit8). Lineage: Eukaryota; Metazoa; Chordata; Actinopteri; Siluriformes; Bagridae. The record is from RefSeq and is a predicted model, not a curated record. Gene Ontology annotation, cellular component: cytosol. The transcript has 2 exons. Bases 164 to 1462 code for a protein of 432 amino acids. Gene Ontology annotation, molecular function: protein binding. Gene Ontology annotation, biological process: defense response to virus.